Molecule: messenger RNA, 2994 nt
Organism: Pelobates fuscus (common spadefoot toad)
Lineage: Eukaryota; Metazoa; Chordata; Amphibia; Anura; Pelobatidae
Gene: SLC7A6
Product: solute carrier family 7 member 6
Exons: 10
Coding region: 212-1738 (508 amino acids)
Biological process (GO): amino acid transmembrane transport
Cellular component (GO): membrane
Molecular function (GO): L-amino acid transmembrane transporter activity
Source: RefSeq, a predicted model, not a curated record
AGCAAGGAAAAGAGACAGAAAGAAAGGUGUUGAGGUCUUGCAAGGAGCACAGCUCAGCAAGGCUCCAGAGAGAAGUACACUGACAGGGAGCCAGGCUGUACAAUACCAGCUUUUACCCUCCUCAUCCUAAGGGACACAGGACACAGCCUGGCAGAGAGACAAACAGCCUGUGAUGUGAAGGUUUCCUCUGUAGACCUUUUGUGCCCUCAUCAUGGAAGAGACAGAGAGCCAAGCUGUGCCGCUCACGUCAUCAAGCCCCGGAGAUGCCCCACUCAAACCUGGCGUGGGUUCAGAGGGAACUCAGGAGGCCAUGCAACUCAAGCAGGAGAUCUCACUUCUCAAUGGGGUCAGCCUUAUCGUUGGCAACAUGAUUGGUUCAGGAAUAUUUGUAUCUCCGAAAGGUGUUCUUAUUUACUCUGCCUCGUAUGGGCUGUCCCUGGUGCUGUGGGCAAUAGGUGGCAUCUUCUCAGUGAUCGGAGCUCUGUGCUACGCAGAGUUGGGUACAACCAUCAAAAAAUCAGGAGCCAGCUAUGCAUACAUCUUAGAAGCCUUUGGAGGUUUUGUUGCCUUUAUAAGACUGUGGACUUCCCUUCUCAUCAUAGAACCUACAAGUCAAGCAGUCAUUGCCAUUACUCUUGCCAACUACUUGGUCCAACCAGCCUUCCCUUCAUGUGAACCACCAUAUGUGGCAUCCAGACUCCUCGCCGCAGCCUCUGUGUGUCUUCUAACGUUUGUAAAUUGCUCCUAUGUGAAAUGGGGAACACGGGUCCAAGAUCUCUUUACUUAUGCCAAAGUUAUUGCACUAAUCGCCAUUAUUAUUACGGGCAUUGUUAAACUAUGCCAAGGGCAUACACAGAAUUUCGAAGACUCCUUUGCCGGUUCCUCUUGGGAUGCUGGGGACAUUUCUCUAGCCCUGUACUCUGCACUUUUCUCAUACUCCGGCUGGGACACUCUUAAUUUUGUUACAGAAGAAAUCAAAAACCCUGAAAGGAACUUGCCUCUAUCCAUUGCGAUUUCUAUGCCAAUUGUGACCAUCAUAUAUAUCUUGACCAAUGUGGCUUACUACACUCUGCUGGACUUCAAUGCUAUUGUUAGCAGUGAUGCAGUGGCUGUGACGUUUGCAGAUACGGUUUAUGGAAUAUUUAGCUGGACAAUCCCGCUGGCUGUGGCUCUGUCCUGUUUCGGUGGCCUCAACUCCUCCAUCCUUGCUGCUUCAAGAUUGUUCUUUGUUGGAGCAAGAGAAGGACAUUUACCUGACAUGCUGUCUUUGAUUCACCUGGAAAGGUUUACACCGGUACCUGCCUUGCUGUUUAAUUGUGCUGCUACCCUCGUCUACCUGUCCGUAAAGGAUGUAUUCCAGUUGAUUAAUUAUUACAGCUUCAGUUAUUGGCUGUUUGUUGGUCUGUCCAUUGCUGGACAGAUUUACUUGCGCUGGAAGGAACCGAACCGUCCACGACCGGUCAAGCUCAGCCUCUUCUACCCCAUUGUGUUCUGCCUGUGUACGGUUUUCCUAAUUAUAAUCCCACUGUACAGCGAUACUGUGAACUCCCUCAUUGGGAUUGGGAUUAUGCUGUCUGGAGUACCAGUCUUCUUCAUGGGAGUAUAUUUACCGGAAUCCAAAAGGCCGCCUUGCAUCGGAGAGCUCCUGGGUUGCCUUACUCGAUGGACUCAGCUGAUCUUCAACUGUGUUCUAACCGAAUUGGAUCCACUAGAGGAAGAUAAAGAAAAGAGAGUUUAAAAUUUGACUCGUACAGUGGGGCAAGUAGUUCCUUUUGAGAACGAGGCAUGUUGUCUGAAGGUUCAGAAGGUAUCUGCUCUUGUGGUCUGGAGAAGGAACUGUGUGUAUAAUAAAGAGCUAGUGAGUGGACAGCGGAGCGAUGUCAAGAUAGGAAUUAUCCAAAAACUGUUAUCUCCAAAGGUUAACAACUCCCAAAGGGUGUCGAAAUGACCUCAUGCUUUUUACACUCCGGUUUUGUCAUUUUAGUUUUAAAAUAUUUUUCUUUUUUUUUUAUGUUUGUUGUUUGCAACAAAUCCAGUGGGUACUAUAAUAUUUUUAUUUUUUAUUUUUUUUCAUCACUAUCAAAGAUCCAUUUUUAUGUUUGAAUUUAAGACAAAUCUGGAAAUUGGAUUACAAAAAGAAAUUCUGCUGGCAGUUUUUUUUUUCCCCCCCCCCUCUCAAAUAAACAGAACACAAAGAAUAUGAGUAAAUGUUGUCUACAAGAUCAGGCACGAUUCUAUGAUAAGAUGUGAAGCCAUAUUUCAGGUCAUGCAAAAUUUGUAAAUCGUCUCUCAGUUGAAAUAUCUAAUCUCUGUACUGCGUAUACAGGACUGCUAAGAUUUUUUGGAGACCUCUUCACUUCUUAGUCUUAUUUACUUCAGUAACAAGAACUUUUAGUCUCUUUAAUAUUUACUAAUCUGUACACUCUCUCAUGUUCAGUUGCAACCUUCCCUGGCGGUGAAUUCCUUGCUUUAUACAUGGGUAAUAACACUUUGGAAAAUGAGAGGCCCGCUGGGCUACAGAUCCUUUGCUGCUUCCCCUGAUGGUUGCAUGGUCUAUGCUGGGAGUAGGCAAUGUGAACAACUCCAGAUGUUGUGGACUACAUCUCCCACAAUGCUCUACCAGUAUUGUGGCUGUACGAAUAUUAUGGGAGAUGGUAGUCCGCAAUAUCUGGACUGCCAAAGGUGGCUUUACCCCUUGCGAGGAUGCCUCCCAGUCAUAAGGUUCUGUCCUGGAGGCCUGGCAAUUCACUACCAAAUCUGGAGUGCUUGGGACAAGUACAGCCAGUUGUCGUCUUCCUAUAACAGAACCAGAUUUAAAUUAUUCUCACAAAUCUGGUUACUGUUACAGGAAGAAAAGUCAGCUCCAAGGAUGUUUGCUUCAUCUAGCUUGUUCAAGAAUUUGUCCCGGAGUGGCUUGCUCUCAGAACAUGUUCUAGAUAAUCCAGGGAUUGAUGAAAAUGAAAAAAUGAAGUGUAUUGAGAACACAACAAAACU